UAUAUAUUUUAUAUAUAUAUAAUCGAUAUUAACUUUGUUUUAUAGAAAUUAUUUCAAUGGAUCUUUAUCAUGAGGACUGGGAUUUGCUAGCUGUGGUCAGAUCAGGAGGGAGCACUAAUACCACCAAUAAUAAUUUUGGUUAUGAAUCUCCAAACAUGACCAAUUAUGAUCACCAAACGACAUCGUUUUUGGUUGAUAAUACUAAACAAAACGACAACGACAACGAAGAUAAUGAUGAUGAAGGUGAUGAUCUCUCUAUUUUCAAUUCAUUCCCUCAUCUUUUUGAAACGACGACGCAUUUAGAUGAACUUGAAGAACUCUACAAGCCAUUCUAUCCAGUUGAUUUGCACCCUCCGAUGGUUGACUCUCACGAUCAUGAUCUUGAUUUACUACCGUCCGAUCUUAAUAAUCAUGAACCAACAACGCAGAAGAAUAAGAAGAAGAAUCUCAUCAUGGUUCAAAACACAAAACAACCAGCUCCAACAAAAUAUAAGAAGAGGAAAAAUCAGCAAAAAAGAGUGGUGAAAGAGGUUAGAGAAGAUGGUUUGUACUCAGAUAAAUGGGCAUGGAGAAAAUAUGGUCAAAAACCAAUAAAGGGUUCUCCGUAUCCAAGAAGCUAUUACAGAUGCAGUAGCUCAAAAGGUUGCUUAGCAAGAAAACAAGUCGAACGGAGCCCUUCCGAUCCCGACAUCUUCAUCGUCACUUACACCUCGGAACACAGUCACGCGCAUCCCACGCGCCGCAAUUCUCUAGCCGGAAGUACCCGAACCAAGUUCCCUCCCGGUACGGCCAAUACCAAUACCGUAUUAUCCAAUAGUAUUAAUAACAAUGUUGUUAUUAAUAAUAAUCGCGAUUUAGAGAAUAACAAAUCUCUAAAUCUCGAUUGUAAUGGUAAUAGUAAUGGUAAUGAGUAUCUGUAUCCGAGUUUGGAAGAUUUGGAAAAGGGAUUAUUAGAGGAGAUUGAUGAUGAAGUUGAGAGUACUAAUUCAAAAUUAGAAAAAUUAUUGGAUUGUGAUCAGAUUGAUCAGUUAGAUUAUGAGUUUUUAGAUCAUGAUGAUCAUAAUUUUAUGGAUGCUUGGUUCACUGAUCAAUACUCCACAACUGUCACCGGAGCUUGUUGACUCAUGAUACCAAAGGCUAUAGUUAGAUUUUGAUUAUAAUUAAUAUUAUACUUUUUUUUCUUUUUUUGAAUUCUUUAUUUUGAAAUAUAUGUGUAAUUUUAGUUUUUAUAAUUAAAACAAUGCAUAUGGUUUGUAAUUAAAAAUCACAAUUUGUAUAUGCAAGAGAGAGAGAAAUUGAAAAAAGAAUAAAAAAAAAUACAAGUACUUUUAUAUA
Messenger RNA from Cannabis sativa, 1335 nucleotides. Its product is annotated as probable WRKY transcription factor 27. The transcript has 2 exons. Gene Ontology annotation, cellular component: nucleus. The record is from RefSeq and is a predicted model, not a curated record. Gene Ontology annotation, biological process: regulation of DNA-templated transcription. Gene Ontology annotation, molecular function: DNA-binding transcription factor activity; transcription cis-regulatory region binding. The coding region runs from base 57 to 1121 and encodes 354 amino acids. Lineage: Eukaryota; Viridiplantae; Streptophyta; Magnoliopsida; Rosales; Cannabaceae.